CGCUGAGCGGUUGCGCCGCAUUCCUCAAGAGUCAGUUGAGCAUUGGACGUCCUCGUUAGCGGUUGCCUGUGGUGUUCUGUGCGGACGAGUGAAGCCGCUCCAGAACCAGCCACCAUCUCGUUGAGUCACUGAUGCCUUUUAACUCAAGUGCAAUUAUGCUUUAAACUGUGACAGUGAACAAAAAAAAAACAACAAAUACCCAUCAAAAACGCCCACCCAAAAUACUGGAAGUACUCGCAUAAGUGUUCAAAAAACCUAUAUCCUAGUGAAAUAAUUAGUCUGUAAAGCACGGAUACCAGUCGACAACCAAGGCCAACGAUGAGGCGCAACAGGCGGAGUCUCAGCGAAGGCUUCUCCGCGGCGCGUCUGCUGCUCGCCGGAGCGCUGCUCUGCAGCUGUGCGACGGCUACACUUGGCGUACAACGCCAGCCCAUCAACUCCGCCGGCGGACACGAGCUGCGCGGCACCACAUUUAUGCCGGCCCUGGAGUGCUACGAUCCGUAUGGCCGACCGCAGAAAUGCUUGCCCGAAUUUAUAAAUGCUGCCUACCAAUUGCAAAUCGAAUCGACGAAUACCUGCGGUGAGCAGGGGGAUAAUCACUUCUGUAUGCAGACCAUGAAUCCGAAUCACAAAAACUGCGCCUUCUGCAGAUAUGAAGACCACAAGCCCACAUACUUGACGGACUUGCAUGAUCCACAGAAUCCCACCUGGUGGCAAUCGGAGACAAUGCUGGAGGGCAUACAACAUCCCAACCAUGUGAAUCUAACGCUGCAUUUGCGUAAAUCCUACGACAUAACUUACGUGCGCAUUCUCUUCCGUUCGCCACGUCCCGAGUCCUUUACGAUUUACAAACGCACCUCGGAGAACGGCCCCUGGAUACCCUACCAGUUCUACAGUGCCGCCUGUCGGGACACCUACUAUCUGCCCGAUUCGCGUGCUAUUCGCAAGGGCGAGGGCGAGGCUCACGCCCUCUGCACCAGCGAAUACAGCGACAUCUCUCCGCUGCGUGACGGUGAAAUUGCCUUCUCCACGCUCGAGGGUCGCCCGAGCGGCAUCAAUUUUGAGCGCAGUGCGGAGCUGCAGGAGUGGGUAACAGCCACCGACAUUCGCAUCACACUGGAUCGCCUAAAUACCUUCGGUGACGAGCUGUUCGGCGAUUCCCAAGUACUGAAGUCCUACUUCUAUGCCAUCAGCGAUAUUGCGGUGGGUGCGCGCUGCAAGUGCAACGGACAUGCCAGCAAGUGUGUGGCCAGCACUGGAAUGCAUGGGGAGCGUACACUGGUCUGCGAGUGUCGCCAUAAUACAGACGGGCCCGACUGUGAUCGCUGCUUGCCGCUCUACAAUGACGUCAAGUGGAAGAGGGCAACCUCAACCGAAGUGAACGAGUGCAAAGCUUGCAACUGCAACGGGUUUGCGGACAAAUGCUACUUCGAUGCGAAUCUAUUCAAUCAGACGGGUCACGGCGGCCACUGCCUGGAUUGUCGCGACAAUCGUGAUGGACCCAACUGCGAGCGCUGCAAGGAGAACUUCUAUAUGCGCGACAACGCCUACUGCAUCAACUGUGGCUGCGAUCCCGUCGGCUCCCGUUCGCUGCAGUGCAACAGCCAGGGCAAGUGCCAGUGCAAGCCCGGUGUGACAGGCGACAAGUGCGAUCGAUGCGCCAACAACUACUUCCAGUUCGGGCCCCAUGGAUGCCAGCCAUGUGGCUGCGAUCCGCGCGGCUCCCAUGACAAUACGCCAGCCUGCGAUGCCGAGAGCGGCAUUUGCUUCUGCAAGGAGAACGUCGAGGGCAGGCGCUGCAACGAAUGCAAGCCGGGCUUCUUCAAUCUGGAUAAGAGCAAUCGCUUUGGUUGCACGCCCUGUUUCUGUUAUGGCCACACCUCCGAGUGCCAGACCGCACCCGGCUACUCCAUUGUCUCCGUCACCUCCAGCUUCAACAAGCACAAGGAACGCUGGACAGCAAUUGAUCUGAAUCGCCGUGACGUGGAUAUCAAAUACAAUCAGUAUAGUCGCAGCAUUGGCACCACAGCUCAGGGCAAUGAAUACGUAUAUUUCCAGGCGCCGGAUCGCUUCCUGGGCGAUCAGCGUGCCUCCUACAAUCGCGACCUUAAGUUCAAGCUGCAGCUCGUGGGUCAGGUGGGACCCAGCAGCAGUGCCAGCGAUGUCAUCCUUGAAGGCGCCGGCAGCAAAAUCUCACUACCCAUUUUUGCCCAGGGCAACGGCAUACCGGACCAGGGUGUCAAGGAGUACACUUUCCGUUUGCAUGAACAUCACGACUAUCAGUGGCAGCCCAGCCAGUCGGCGCGAGGCUUUCUCUCGAUACUAUCCAAUCUGACGGCUAUAAAGAUCAGGGCCACCUAUUCCGUGCAGGGCGAGGCCAAUCUGGACGAUGUGGAGCUGCAAACGGCGCACAGGGGCGCUGCCGGGCAACCGGCAACCUGGAUUGAGCAGUGCACCUGCCCCGAGGGCUAUCUGGGCCAGUUCUGCGAGUCCUGCGCGCCACGCUAUCGCCACAGUCCGGCACGUGGCGGACCCUUUAUGCCCUGCAUACCUUGCGACUGUCAUGGCCAUGCGGAUAUCUGUGAUUCGGAAACGGGCAGCUGCAUCUGCCAGCACAACACACAGGGCGAUAACUGUGACCAGUGCGCUAAGGGCUACUAUGGCAACGCCUUGGGCGGCACACCCUAUGACUGCAAGCGCUGUCCCUGCCCCAACGAUGGUGCCUGCCUGCAAAUUAACGGCGACACGGUCAUCUGCACAGAAUGCCCCGUGGGCUACUUUGGCUCCCGCUGCGAACAGUGUAGCGACGGCUUCUAUGGAGAUCCCACUGGCCUGCUCGGCGAGGUGCAGACCUGCAAGAGCUGCGACUGCAAUGGCAAUGUCGAUCCCAAUGCGGUGGGCAACUGCAAUCGCACCAGCGGCGAGUGCUUGAAGUGCAUCCAUAACACAGCUGGCGAACACUGUGACCAAUGCUUGCCCGGACACUUUGGUGAUCCGCUGGCCCUGCCCCACGGCAAGUGCGAUCGCUGUAGCUGCUAUGCCGCCGGUACCGAGCAGGACGAGCAGAGCAUCUCGCGCUGCGACCAGGUCACUGGCCAGUGCCAGUGCAAGCCUAAUGUGAUUGGACGCGACUGCGGCGAGUGUCAGCCCGGCUACUUUAAUAUACGAUCCGGCAAUGGCUGCGAGAACUGUCUGUGCGAUCCUGUCGGCAGCUACAAUUCCACAUGCGACAGGUAUACGGGCCAGUGCCACUGCAAGCCGGGCGUCGUGGGCGUGCGCUGUGACCAGUGCGCCAACUACUUCUUUGGCUUCUCUGUGGAGGGCUGCAAGCCGUGCGAGUGCGACGAGAGCGGCUCCAAGGGCUUCCAGUGCGAUCAGAAUGGCCAGUGUCCAUGUAAUGACAAUGUGGAGGGACGUCGCUGCGAUCGCUGCAAGGAGAACAAAUACGAUCGCCAUCGUGGCUGUGUGGACUGUCCGGAUUGUUACAAUCUGGUGCAGGAGGCGGCCAAUUUGCAUCGCGCCAAGCUAGCCAAUUUGAGCUCUACUCUGGACGAGAUCGCACGCACGCCAGUGACCAACGAUGAGGAGUUCGAGGGCAAGUUGAAGGCAGUGCAGGAGAAGGUGGCCAUUUUGGCACAGGAUGCGCGCUCCGGUUCUGGCGAAGGCGGCCAAACUUAUGUUGAGGUCAUCAACGAUCUGCACAAGCGCCUGGAUAGCAUGCGCAGUCAUUUGGUAAGUGCCGAUGCACUUCAGCAGGAUGCCAACGCGGAAAUCGCCAAGGCACGCAGCAAUUACACGCAGCUGCACAAGAUCAUCGAUGAUGCCAAAAAGGAGCUGCAGGAGGCAUUGGAUCUGCUCAAUGAUGAGGGUGCGCAGGCCUUGGCCAAGGCCCAGAACAAGUCCGUGGAGUUUGGCGAACAGUCCGAGCAGAUAUCGGACAUUUCACGCGAGGCACGUGCUCUUGCCGAUCGCCUCGAGUCGGAGGCGCAGUUCGAUCUAAAGAACGCCAAGGACGCCAAAGAUGCUGUUGAGAAGGCCCAUCUGCUGGCCAAGAAUGCCAUCGACUUGCAGCAAAAGGUCGGCGUUGAGCUUCGCUCUGAAGUGCGCCUCGAACUGAAUCAGGUCAAGCAAUCCCUGGGCACUGUCGUCCAAACCUCGAAGGAGGCGCUGCGCAAGGCCAACGAGGUGUACGAUGCGGCCCUCACGCUGCUCAACGAUGUGAACCGACAAACCCAGCCGGACAUUGACAUCAACAAGCUGAAGAAGGAGGCCGUGUCCGCCAAUGAGCGCGCCGAUGACCUGCUCAAGCAGAUCAACGAGUUAUCCAACAGCAAUGGCGAGGUCUUUGCCGAUUUUGAGGCAGAAAGUAGUUUUGCCCAGGUACUUCUCGAACGCGCCGAUGCACAAAAGAAGGAUGACAUCGAGCUCUUGGAGCGCGCCAAGGCUGCCCACGAACGCGCCACCAAGGCGGUACAGCAGGGCGACAGUACACUCAAGGAAGCCAACGAUACCUACAACACUCUGGCCGGCUUUCAGUCGGAUGUGCAGAGAUCUUCGGAGAAGGCUGCCUUAGCAUUGCAAACGGUGCCCAGCAUCGAGAUGGAAAUUGAGAAUGCUGGCAAUCUGAUUCGCCAAGCUGGUGAGGCUCUAGAGGGUGCCAACAAGAAUGCCAAUGAGGCCAAGAGCAAUGCCCAGGAAGCGCAAGAGAAGUAUGCCGAACAGGCCUCUAAGGAUGCCGAACUGAUCCGCCGCACGGCAAAUGAGACCAAGGUCGCUGCCCGCAAGCUACGCGACGAGGCUGACCAGCUGAAUCAUCGCGUGAAGCUGACUGAAAUGAAUAUCUUCAAUCUGGAGGAUAAUUCAACCAAAGAUGACAAUCUCGUGGAUGAUGCCAAGCGCAAGGUGGGUCAGGCCAAGGCUGACACGCAGGAGGCACAAAAACAAAUUGAAAAGGCCAACGCAGAGCUGACAGCGAUCAAGGACGAGCUGGAGAACUUGAGGGACAUCAACACAGAUGAUUUGGAUAAAUUGGAAAAUCGCCUCACUGUCGUGGAGAGCGACAUCAAUCGAGUGAAUCUAACUGGGCGCAUUGAGAAGUACCGAGAACAGCGCAAUAUCCAAAAGAAAUUAAUUGACAAAUACGAAGCAGAGUUGGCCGAUUUAUCCGGUGAGGUGGAUAAUAUACGUUUAAUAUCUGAAGCACUGCCAAGUGGUUGCUUUAGGCGCAAUCGCCUGGAGCCCUAGACAUACAUACCCUAACUAAGUGCACUACCAACUACCGACUACUUCAAUUAACAUCUAAGUACGAGGCGAAUACGAACAAAUCGGAAUUAGCCGUAGCCGUUGAAUGAAAUUAUGUAAUUUUAGUCUUUUAGCAGAAAUAUUUUGUUUAGUGAAAAAAACGAUAAACGAAAACCAGAAAACAAAAACAAAAACAAAAACCAAGAAAUGAACAAAAAACAUUGAGAGACGUUAAGCUUUAAAGCAUCGUUCAUAUAUUAACAAAAUAAUGUGAUGCAACAAAUUUCUUAACUGCCAAUUGUGCUUUAAAUUCAAGCCAGCCAUGGACGACUGUAUUAUACUACUAUAUAUUGAAAACUGUGCCGUGUACAACUCCAAAUCAAUUGCAUUUCUAUAUCUCCCCCAUAUGGUUAUUCCAUAUUGCAAUCUAUACAUUAUUAACAUAUUUGUCAACUACGUUUAAUGUGCCAAUUACAAUAUUUUUUUCGUGUUUAAGUCGCCUAAUGAAUUUCACCUUAAAAUAAA
Messenger RNA from Drosophila virilis, 5766 nucleotides. RefSeq names its product laminin subunit gamma-1 (gene LanB2). Gene Ontology annotation, cellular component: basement membrane. The record is from RefSeq and is a predicted model, not a curated record. Gene Ontology annotation, biological process: animal organ morphogenesis; tissue development; substrate adhesion-dependent cell spreading. NCBI's taxonomy places the organism in Eukaryota, Metazoa, Arthropoda, Insecta, Diptera, Drosophilidae.